Molecule: messenger RNA, 447 nt
Organism: Parastagonospora nodorum SN15
Lineage: Eukaryota; Fungi; Ascomycota; Dothideomycetes; Pleosporales; Phaeosphaeriaceae
Exons: 2
Coding region: 1-447 (148 amino acids)
Source: RefSeq, a predicted model, not a curated record
AUGCGAAACACCCACGUCCCAACCAGCGUUCCCUCAGCUCCGAACCACAGCUUCGUCAGCACUCGAUACACCAAUGUCAACGCCCCGCGCAGCCCGCCAGUCGUACACACCAGCAAGUCCAACGCGGCGUGGCUGACCUAUCCAAAUACGCCGGCACGCAUCAUCCCGCAGCAACACGCGACCGCCUGCAGUGGCUUUUAUCUAGGUCUUUCUGACAAUGGUCGAGAUCGCGUGGGUAGUGGUCUUGGACCUACUGGUGGCUGGUGCUUUGGUAAAGGUGUUCAAGGUCAGCUUGGUGGUAUGAGUGCGGGAGUCAGGGCGGAAGAGUGGAAGAAUGAGUUGUUCAACGAGGCACUAUCUUCGGCUGGAAGUUUGGAUGCGGAGAAGGCGGUGGAAUUGAGGCAAAAAUGGGAGAGAGAAUCUGGGUCAUUGGAGCAGGGCCAUUGA